AUGAAGUAUUUCCGAAAUACACUCAUCGCAGCAGUCAUAAUUGGCCUGAUAGCAGCCAUCGUCUCCAAAUACACCAACAUACCAACGACAACAACUACUACUGCUGCUGCUGCUACCACCGCCUCCUCCUCAUCCAGCUCCAGCAAACCCGCCGCCAUCCCGCUCUACACCCCACCAAGCAAACACCUCGAAGCGUCAGAAAUGUCGGUCCCCCGCGCCAUCCGCAAGGCCUUCCUGGCCGUCGAGCAGUCCGAGGGCGCGGGCGCGCGCGUCCGCCGCUCCGUCGGCACGCCGCAGCUGCGCAACUUCUCGCCCUUCCUCAUGCUCGACCACUUCUCCAUCUCGCCCGGCGCAGGGUUCCCCGACCACCCGCACCGCGGCCAGGAGACCAUCACGUACCUGCUCGAGGGCGCCACGGACCACGAGGACUUUGCCGGCAACAAGGGCACGCUGUACCCGGGCGACCUGCAGUUCAUGACGGCCGGCCGGGGCAUCGUGCACGCAGAGAUGCCCCGCAAGACCGAGGACGGCAAGCCCAACGUCGGGCUGCAGCUGUGGGUCGAUCUCCCCGAGAGGCUCAAGGCCUGCGAGCCGCGAUACCGGGACCUCCGCGCCAGCGAGAUCCCCACGGUCGACGUUGACGGCGGCAAGGCCACCAUCAAGGUCAUUUCCGGUCAGAGCCACGGCAUCGACUCGGUCAAGGACCUCGCCUACACGCCCGUGUGGAUCCUCGAUGUCAUACUGCGGCCCGGCGCCAGGGUCACACAGCCGCUGCCAAAGGGCUGGAACGCCUUCUCCUACGUCCUCGAGGGGAGCGCCUGGUAUGGACAGGGACAAGACCGCACAAAGAUUGAACAGUUCCACAAUGUCGUCUUUGAACAGGAUGGCGACGUCGUUCACGUCGAGACUGAUGCCGACGCGGCAAAGGACACUCGUCUUGUCAUCAUUGCUGGCACGCCUCUCGAACAAGAAGUUGUGCAAUAUGGCCCAUUUGUUCUCAACUCAAAACAGGGCGUAUACCAGGCCUUGUACGAUUACCAAACCUUCUCCAAUGGCUUCGAGAGGGCAAAAAAUUGGAAGAGCGAAAUUGGCAAGCCCAUGAUGGGAUGA
Metarhizium acridum CQMa 102 is the source of this 1110-nucleotide messenger RNA. It is a transcript of the gene PRN1, whose product is annotated as RNA pol II transcription cofactor. The record is from RefSeq and is a predicted model, not a curated record. NCBI's taxonomy places the organism in Eukaryota, Fungi, Ascomycota, Sordariomycetes, Hypocreales, Clavicipitaceae.